AUGGAGUCCUUUCUUCCUCUUGGCGGUUUUCAACUGCCCUUCCAGCGUCGACUCAGUAGGCUGUACAAUGAUACCAAGAAAUCUUCAGAUUUCGUCAAGGAUUCAGCCCACAGUCAAGAUGACCCCGAUAUUAAAGCGCUACACCGCAAAUUACGGAUACAAAAAGAUCGCUUGGUCAGCUGGGGUUUGGAAUGGUCUGACCCAAAUCAAGCUGCCGAAAUUGACGAAUCCCUAUCCAAGGCAGGCCUGAGCGAUCUGGUAGGAAGUAUCAUGGCUACUAUCAAAGAUAUCCUCGCCGAGGCCGAGCCUUUAUGGCUUGCUUCGAGACAAACUGUUAGGAGUGGGAAGUCAUCGGAAAAGGCCUCCGGUGACCAAAAGAUUUCUUUAGUCGUUUGGGAUAAGGGAAGGUUUGAAGACCUACUAAAGGACUUGACUACAUCUAUCGACACACUCUGCGAACUGUCUCGAACGCGGUCUGCGUCAGUAACCUCGAGAUCCGGCCUGGCCAAGUCAUCCAAGGCUACUGCAUCAACCGAAGACCUGCGAGUCUAUAGUUCCACCAGAAUUCGAGCGCCUGAGCAGAUCAACCUUCAAACCCUCACAAGCUUGAGGUCUUUGCAAACUUCGGCCACAUCGGAGACCAGGGCAGCUUCGGACCGACCCCAAGAGAUUUUCUUCAUGGGCAGAAAUGCCUCUAGCGACCUAACUCAACAUCAAGGACCGCAGUCAACGACUCCUCUACUCGUAGAAUAUGCGCCGUUUGACCCAAUCUAUUCUGCAACUGGUAUUAUGCCAGAUAUGACCCAGUUCGAGAAGCUGAGUGCUGGUAUCCAAACAGAUUCGCAAAGGUCUCCUGGCUCGUGGAUUGGGUUACCCCUUUUACUUGGGUAUCAUGAAGAUAUGGAGAAUUCGAGGCUGGCUUUGAUCUAUCAGUUUCCAGCCGGUUUCAAUCCAGUAACCUUUGAGGGCUUGACCCAGAAUCCUCUCGACAACUUGAGCACGUUGAAUGAGCUUCUUAAUCGGCCGGACUUCGAACCCACUUUAGAAGUCAAGUUCCGCCUUGCUCAUAAUUUGGUCAAUACGGUAUUCGACAUGCACGCCCGAGGUAUCACUCACGGCAAUCUAAACACGUCUGCAAUAUCCUUUUGCAACUCUACCGGGAACCAAAUAGAUCUUCACACGGGCGAAAUAGACGUUCGAAGGCCACUUGUAUCAUCCUUUGACCUCUUCCCCCAAGAGCCUACCCCUGGCGAGUCAUCGCAGACCUUUUUGCUUCACCGUCACCCACUUGACCCCCGAACGACCAGUCAGUCACCUUUCGCUUCAAACAAUGACAAGAGGACUCUUGACUUGUAUUCGUUAGCGAUGAUGUUGGUUUCUAUUGGCCUGUGGACUCAGCUCGAGAAUCUUGUUCCGAACUUGGCGUCCCCCAGCAUUUCAGAAUCUGUUCUACAACAGUUGGCAAUACGUUGCGGUACGCCGUACAUGAAGUCAGUUCAGGCAUGUUGGAAUGCGGUUGAUCACGAGCUUGCGAACCCCGGCUCGACGGACGAGAUCUUGAGCCGAGUACAGAUCAGGGUUAGCCGCUACCUCGAAGCUUGCUGCAUCUUAGACGGAAUAGGCAGUUUAGAUGACAGAUUGGGCGACGACCACGAUAUCUUCUCGCCAAUACAGGAAGUAACUCGAGAUAUUCCGUCUGCAUCCCUAGUAGGCCCAUCUGUAAGGCGCGAGGCUCGUGCAUCUGGUUCGAAAGCUUCUUCAGCCUCCGAACCACAGGGCGCAGAUACUAAACAAUCCGCACAAUCCGAGAAACCACAGGCAGCCCCAUCACAACGCCCGAACGAAUCACGGAAGAAGCUACGUCUAUAUCCUCAAGUGCCACUUUCCACUGAGAGCGUGGACCAAUGGCACGAGACUCUCAUGCCUCAAAUUAACCUAGCUUUGCGUCACUUCUACAGAAAGCACCCCGAAUCUGUCGAGAUAUCUCUGGAAUCGGUUGGCGAAUCGCCUCAGAAGACUAAGCCGACUGUUUUGGUGAUAUGCACCUCAGUAAGCAUGGUACGAGCUAUACUGAGGAAGAGACUCGGCGCAUUCUUCGAUGGCGCAACCGGAUUUGGCUUGCAAGUAUGUCGCGGUUCUAUGGUGCGGUCCCGCAAAGGACCGACGAAGGGCGUAGACAAGAGUCAAGAGCCUACUGCUCCUAGUGAGUGCAGUAAUGAUAGUGAAGACGAAACGGACGACUGCAAAGCCGCGAAUCCCGAUUUCCAGGAGAAACCGCAUAAUGGCGCAAGUCUUGGCGCGUGGAUAGGCAUCAAGCACCUCCCACCUGUCAGCCUCGGGGGUCUCAUUAUUGUGGAUGAUAAGCCUUACGGAAUGACAGUCCAUCACAUGUUAGAUGAUCCAGAGCCAGCUGUACAAUCGGCGCCUACGGACCAAGGAGACGAGACCAGGAGAGCUAGUGCACCUACUCGAAGUAGUGCGGCGGCCGGACACAUGGCGCUUCUGAACGAAACAGAGUCGUCAAACGAGGACAGUGAUGAAUACGCUGGGGAAUUCUCCGACUCGGACGGAGAACAAUCGCUUACGGAUAUCACUAGCGAUGACGAUGAGGACGAUGAAUCUGAUGAAGAAUUCACAGAGCCAGGAGAUAUACCAGGUGUAGAACCCGGCUGUGGAGACGGAUACAUAAUCACCCAACCUGCCCUUGACGAUGUGCCCGAAGGAUUCUACCCUUCGGAAGAAACAAUGGAUGAGGAUCAUACCGAUACAUACAGGCUUGGUGAAAUUUACGCUUCGUCUGGAAUACGACGGCGCACCGAGAACGGUCUCGUCCACGAGAUUGACUGGGCCUUGAUUGAAUUCCAGGAUGAGAGACUUCCUCCAGAUAAUAUGAUUCCUCGUGCUGCGUCUGGCGGUACCCGUUCUACAUCCUCGGUAGGAAUCAUCCAGCCCACGGAAGUUGUUCCAGCAAAGUCCCUCCCAGGACUAGAGGUGCAGUGCAUGGCACGGACGAGCGGGCUACAAAUGGGCCAAAUUAUGCCGGCCAUGACCUCUGUCAAGAUUUACGGCCGAGCAUCGCCUAGUCAUACAUACCAGAUCAGUGGCAGAUGCGCAAAUCUUCGUGCACAUGCACCCAUCCCCGCCACAGAAGACCCGCCCAAGAUGUACCCCCGAUCUAAACUUCCUUUGGGCGUUCCAGGCGACUCGGGCGCGUGGGUUGUAGAUAGACGUUACGGUCGUCUCUGUGGGCACGUUCUGGCUUGGAGCGAACGCAAACAGGUCGCCUACAUAUGUCCAAUGGAAGUCCUCUUCCUCGACAUCGCAGAAACAUUAGAGGCAAGGGACAUCCGACUUCCAGGCGGUAAAGCCAUCGUCACCUACGCAGGACCCGACGGCGACGACGAAGACGAGGUCGUCGAGAUUUCCGACUCGGAGGUUUGGAGCGAAUCCGGAAGCAUCGUGGAUAAAGACGAGAUCCGCGAAAUGCAGCAGGAGGCGCGAGGUGGAGGGAAAAGCGGUAGCUUGAGGAGAACAGGAUCCAAGGAUGAUCCGUCCAAGAGGUUUUCUUUCCACAAUCGCGAGCAGCAGAAGAAGCAACGCGGCAAGGAACCUGAUAAUGGCGAAGGAGGGUCGCUGGCUACGGGUGUGGAGAAGAUGCAGUUAUGA
This is a messenger RNA of Hypoxylon fragiforme, 3666 nucleotides long. RefSeq lists its product as uncharacterized. The coding region runs from base 1 to 3666 and encodes 1221 amino acids. The record is from RefSeq and is a predicted model, not a curated record. NCBI's taxonomy places the organism in Eukaryota, Fungi, Ascomycota, Sordariomycetes, Xylariales, Hypoxylaceae. The transcript has 5 exons.